GUGACGUAGAUCUCACAGCGUCCCUGGUACCUAGCGGAAGGCGGGCCUAGGCGGGCGGGAGUUCCGCUUUAGCUGACGUCCCUCAGCGAUAAGAGGAGCCUUUCGCAGAAGCUUGGACUCCCCUGCAACGCAGUUAUGGUCCUAGGAACCGUAAAUGAAGAACCUCUACGUGCUUUAAACUUCACAUCAGACAAAGGAGUCCCAGAUGCCUUUGAAUUUCCUCACAUCACCAGUAUAGCUACUGGAGAACCCCUUCAACUCAAGACCCACAAAGUACCUGUAUACAAUCUUCGAAAAAUUGAACCCAAGCCUUCGAUAGACAGCAACGGUUACACCUGGGAAACACUGCCUUACCCUGACCUGGAUGGAUCAGAAGGAUGGGAGGAUCGCUAUGCGUCAUUUACUUGCGAGUGGCUGAAAAACCACCUUAGUGCGAGGUCAUGCCGUGCCAUAAACUAUCAAAUCCGGCGUAAACAUUCGGACGGAGAUGUCUCUGACAACUAUCAAUCGCGAGAGGACAUCAAAGACCAGCAGCCAGUCCCAGCGGUACACGUAGAUAUUAACCGCGAACGAGCGUCUGCUCGAGCAUUGGCUGUCCUUGGAGAAGAGUUUACGGAGUCGGACAGACUCGCUAUAAUCAAUAUCUGGCGGCCUCUCAGGGGACCAGUGAUUGACGCGCCUUUGGCUCUAUGUGAUGCUCGUACUUUGGAUCCAGCAGAUAUGGAACGGACUACCGAUGCUUAUGGUGGUGGCUACUUCGUCAAGUAUAACGCGAACAUGAAGUGGGUGUACAUCCAUGACCAAAUGUCCGACGAAAUCCUUGUUUUCCGCCAAUACGAUAAUACGCUCAAACCAGAACUCGGCGACGCGAAGUGUAUCGCACACACUGCAUUCUUCGACGAAUUGAGGGAAGGUCAAGGCUCACCGCGGCAAAGUAUUGAACUUCGCUGUGCUGUAGCGUACUAGAAUAAACUUGGAGAUAUAUGUGCCAUAGUAACGUAUAAUCUCAGUGGCAUACAUGUGAGUUGAUAACAAGGGAUGAGAUGCACAUCCAGGUCGCGCUCAAUAUAGACGAAGAAGUCAUGGGCUUGAAAGAAUUACAACAGCAGUGGGUUCGUCAUAAACAAAUAACACAUCUUCUAUCAGCAUACCUGGUCCGGUCAUGGGUGAG
This is a messenger RNA of Lentinula edodes (shiitake mushroom), 1171 nucleotides long. RefSeq lists its product as uncharacterized. The record is from RefSeq and is a predicted model, not a curated record. Gene Ontology annotation, molecular function: oxidoreductase activity. NCBI's taxonomy places the organism in Eukaryota, Fungi, Basidiomycota, Agaricomycetes, Agaricales, Omphalotaceae. The transcript has 7 exons. Bases 136 to 966 code for a protein of 276 amino acids.